AUGCAGGGGGCAUCAAAGGUGCUGUUGGUCCUUAUUGUGGUGGUGGUGGUGUUUCUGGCGACAAGCGCGUGUGCAGACGAGCAGGAUGAUGGGCCCGCGAGCGCAGAGAGGGAGAAGGCCCAGUUCUUUCAGCACCGCAGCGUUGACAGCGCACAGGACGAUCGUCAAAGCGAACAAGGCUUUCGCAAUCGGCGUAUCGAGGCUCUGCGACACGUCAUCGAACAACGACGCAGCCAACUGCAAGACAGAAAACGUGGGGAGGGUAGCGUCUCCGGUGUCAGGGCAACGUCCUCUUCCUCCUCAACACAAAGGACGACGACGGCAAUGGCAAGUACGACGGCCAGCACAACGACAACGAGCGAAGCAGCAAUGAAGACAAUGGCACCGUUCCAGACGCCGCUGCCUCUGGACCUCAAAGCACUCGCCAUGUCAACGGGCGGCCUGUCGUGCGCAAGCGAUUGGAAUGCCUCGCCCAUGGAUAGUUAA
This is a messenger RNA of Salpingoeca rosetta, 486 nucleotides long. RefSeq lists its product as uncharacterized. The transcript is spliced from 2 exons. Lineage: Eukaryota; Choanoflagellata; Craspedida; Salpingoecidae. The record is from RefSeq and is a predicted model, not a curated record. The coding region runs from base 1 to 486 and encodes 161 amino acids.